Guyanagaster necrorhizus is the source of this 1068-nucleotide messenger RNA. RefSeq lists its product as uncharacterized. Gene Ontology annotation, molecular function: tRNA binding. The coding region runs from base 1 to 1068 and encodes 355 amino acids. The record is from RefSeq and is a predicted model, not a curated record. Lineage: Eukaryota; Fungi; Basidiomycota; Agaricomycetes; Agaricales; Physalacriaceae. The transcript is spliced from 5 exons. Gene Ontology annotation, biological process: tRNA wobble uridine modification. Gene Ontology annotation, cellular component: elongator holoenzyme complex; cytosol; nucleus.
AUGUUCAUUCCAGACAUCCUUCAAUCCAACCGUCAUUCUCUAGUGAUCCUCCAGUCUUCUGUCUCACAGUCAGCGUUACCCUUGCUUCGUAAAGUCGUUGAAACGUUUCCAGGCAAUAAAGAGCAGCCUAUCUGCGAAACACUCCUGUUUUGCUUCCUACACCUUUCUUCAAGUCUAAUCAAUCGAGACGCCGAUAGUUUGACUGCGUACGACCGUAUAUCCAGUGUACCAGGUUACGAUGAUGAUUGGAUAGAUCCAAGAGACUUUAUCUCGAAUACCGUCGAAAAUUCCUUCCAACAUUCCAAAGGCCCUGCACAACAGUUACACGUCGUAAUUGACUCUGUGGACACCCUGUUGUCCGAUGUUGGUAGUGUCGCAGAGUCGUACAAAUUUCUUCGCGGGUUGCUGUCUCAAUUAUUGGCGCGGACCAGCUCCUCUCGAUUGACCGUCCACUUGCAAAAUACUUGUCCUCUUCUACCAUUGCUUGUACAGAUCUCCUUCUCGUCCACCCUAGCCCAAUUGACUGCCCAUUCCCCCGCGCUCCUUACUCACCUCGCCACGGAGUAUCUUACGCCGCCUCCACCUGCUUCUCCGGAACCAAAAUUCUGGGGUGUCUUCUUGCCUGUGAGCGAGCGAGAAUCUGAUUUGGAGCGCAUAAUAUUUGGUCCAGACGGUGAGGGCUCUGGUGCGAGCGGGGAAUUCGUUGUGGAGGUCAUCUUGCGAGGUGGAGGUGAUCCCUCUGGUAGACGGAAGGCUGUAGAGAGGGUUCUGGAAGGUUGGGACGUCAUGCAGGGCUCUUCCGUUCAGCUGACGGCUAUGGAAAGCUUGAAAAAAUUAUUUUGUAAAGCACGGGUCGAAGAAGCUGCUCCAGAUCCGACUCAAAAUCUGUCAUUCAAUCUGAAUCUAACUCCCUCUCAACAACAAGCAAGGUCACAAGUUCCAUUGCCAUAUGUUCAUGAAGGUAAAAUGCUGGAGAUGAAGGUACCAACGGCUGGGUCUAUCUUAUACGAUCCAGAUUCUGCAGAUGACAUUGACGAUGAUGAUCCUGACGAGGACUUGGAUAUCUAG